This is a messenger RNA of Rhizopus microsporus ATCC 52813, 2473 nucleotides long. RefSeq names its product ARM repeat-containing protein. Gene Ontology annotation, molecular function: RNA binding. The transcript has 7 exons. The record is from RefSeq and is a predicted model, not a curated record. The coding region runs from base 20 to 2311 and encodes 763 amino acids. NCBI's taxonomy places the organism in Eukaryota, Fungi, Mucoromycota, Mucoromycetes, Mucorales, Rhizopodaceae.
UUUAUUUUUACGUUUUUCCAUGGACUUUUGGGUAAACGAAAAAAGUAAUACCCAUAAGCAGUCGAACUUGUCGAACAGUAUACCUUCAAUCAGACCAUUGGAUGAUAAACCAAGUUCGCGUGUCUUUAGUGCAUUACGUAGAUCGCGUGCAGAUACAAUGCCUUCUCAACCUGCUGCUGUAUUUCCAUCUGAUAUGUUUUCAGACAUAAUUCAUCGUCAUCGUUCUGGUUCUAUUACUUUACCCGCGGAUAAAGAGGAUGAAGAUAAUAAAGACGAUCUUUCGAGUCCAAUAGAUGAAAAUGCAUCGAGUACUAUUGCAUCCACUUUAGCAUCACUCGGUCUAACUGAUGAUGAAAAUACUGCUACAGCAACUACUACUACUACCACAGUAACAACUAAUAACCGAAAUCGAUCUUACACCAUCCAAGGUGCAGCCACCAAUGAGGCUUUUGGAUUUCAUCCCUUUUCCCCACAAACCCAGUCGAGUAUCUUGCAGCGCCCUCGAGCAAUCAGUUUGGGAAUGGCAGAUUCGUUUUCUCCUUUUCAACACGAGCAGCAGCAAUCGUCCAAGUUGCACAUAGAGCAAAAACAUUCACCAAUCUUGAGAUCUUCUCGGAGUACAAACAAUUUACUAGAUACCACCCAUUACUUUUCAAAUGAAAAUAUCAUGGAUAAUGAAGGAAAAGAAGAUUCAGGUGACUCUCCUUCUUCGUCUCAAGCACAAAUACCCUCUCGUGCUCUUUGGUUGGGUAAUAUCAAUCCCAGUGUGAGUGUACCUGAUCUCGUACACAUGUUUUCUGCGUAUGGCCCAGUGGAGAGUGCAAGAAUUCUGUCAGAUAAAGAGUGUGCCUUUGUUAAUUUCUUGACAGUUGAUUCAGCUGUGGCUGCCAAGAACGAUUUGGAAACAAGAUUGGGCUCAAAGCUGGCAGGAACCCCUGUUCGUGUCGGCUUUGGCAAGGCAGAUGUGAGUUCAGCCAUGGCAGAUGCAAGUCCUAAUACUCAAGGACCUACACGCGCUUUAUGGGUUGGUAAUAUUCCUACCAAUGCAAGCGCAAAUGCACUUCGUAACAUAUUCCAAGCCUUUGGGUCUAUUGAAUCCGUUCGAAUUCUGUCACACAAAAAUUGUGGAUUUAUCAAUUUUGAGCGACAGGAGGAUGCAGUUCAUGCCAGGAAAGCACUUCAAAAUAAAGAGAUAUUCGGGCCAGGAACUGGCACUGUUCGUAUCGGCUUUGCAAAGGCACCUUCUGCCUCGGAUGGAGUAGAUUUAGACGAUGGAUUACCUGUGACAGAUAGCUAUCAAGCAGCUCAAUGGGCGACAGCGGUCAUGAUGGCCAACAUGAUGAUGAAUGCAUCUGGGCAGCCGCCUACAGCGCAGCCUAGCUUGUUUGUUGCUAUUGCCUCGGAGAGACUAUUUAUCAUGAAGCAGUUGGGAAUUGAACCGUCUGAGAAGCUCAAGGUGGAUAGAAUCCCAUUAGUGUACCAUUCUGCUAUACCGCCUGUACCUGAAUUGGGGCCCGACAGAAAGCUAGAUCCUCUUUCGCUUCGAGAGAUGAGAAAAAAGCUAGAAAAUGAAGAAUCAGUGGCCUUGGAACAAGCAGAAUCAAUUGCAUCGGAUUGCAUGGACGAAGUUGUUGAGCUCUGCAGCGACUAUAUUGGAAACACAGUGAUCCAAAAGCUAUUUGAAUGCUGUACUGAAGAAACAAAACUCAAAAUGUUAAAGAAAAUUGCCCCUCAUCUGGCCUCUAUCGGAAUUCAUAAAAAUGGCACUUGGGCUGCACAAAAGAUAGUUGAUUUUGUUAAUGAACCAGAACAAAUUCAGCUCAUAAAGGAGUAUAUCGCGCCCUAUAUUCCUUUACUGCUACUAGAUCAAUAUGGAAAUUACGUUGUCCAGUGCUGUCUUGUUAAGAAAGAUAAUCAGUAUAUCUUUGACGCCAUUGUUGACAAGUGCUGGGAAAUUGGACAAGGACGAUUUGGUGCUCGUGCUGUAAGAUCUAUAUUAGACAAUCCAACAAUUACUCAAGAGCAACGUGUGUAUGUAGCAGCAAGCAUCGUUCAAAAUGCAACGUUAUUAACAACAAAUGCCAAUGGUAGUUUAUUAUUGAACUGGUUUUUGGAUAGCUCACAGCUUCCUGGACGUUAUCGUGUCCUCUGUCCACGCUUAUUGCCAUAUCUAAGCAAGUUAUGUAUAAAUAAGCUAGGUUCAAUAACUAUACAAAGGAUUAUCCAACAAUCUGAGGAACCAGAUGCAGCCACUCUGAUAAUGAACUCGCUUUCAGAGAAAGCAAGAUCAGAUUUAUUGACAAGAAAAUGAAAUUUAGUAUAGAAAAAGUGUUUAUAAAUGUAUAUCAUAGUUUUCUUUUAAAAUUGCUCUUGUAAAAAAGUAAAAAUAAUGUUUAACUACAAAUAAAGAGAAAAUACAGUGAGGUUAGAUCUCAAUUUUAAAUGAUUUGCACAUCAUUGAAUUUCUUAUUUU